AUGGCAACAGACCAAGUCGCCGCGCUGGUGUCGUACCCAGCCGAUCCCACCAAGCCCACGCCGGACUGGCGGUUCGAGAAGAUCAAGGUGUCCCGACCACCCAAGGAACACGAGCUCAAGAUCCGCAUGGUGGCGACGGGCAUCUGCCACACGGAUAUCCUGGUGGCGUCGAUCCCCGGCGAGCAGAUGGGGCUUAAGUUCCCGCGUGUGCUGGGCCACGAGGGCGCCGGGGUGGUCGAGGAGGUCGGCCCCGGAGUGACGGUCGCGCGCGUCGGCGACCCGGUCCUGCUGUCCUACAGCUACUGCGACGCCUGCGACCUGUGCAAGAGCAGUGAGCAGCCGUACUGCGCGGCGUGGCCGCUGCUCAACAUCGUCGGCGACGCGACCGUCUUCCAGACGGGUGCGGGCGCAGAAGUGCCCGGUAAGUUCUUCGGGCAAUCGAGCUUCGCGGCGACGAGCAUCGUCGGUGAGGCUAGCGUGGUCAAUGUCCGCGAUCUGCUCGGGGGCGGCGGUGGCGGCGGCCACGAGGACUUGAAGGUGCUGGCCCCACUGGGGUGCGGCUUGAUGACCGGGUCCGGGGCCAUCGUGAACGGCGCGGCCGCCAAACCGCACGAUGUCGUACUGGUCACGGGGAUCGGCGCCGUCGGGCUGGGCGCCAUCAUGGCGGCCAAGAUCGCGGGGUGUAAAGAAAUCGUCGCCGUCGACCGGGUGGCGCGGCGGCUCGAGAUUGCCAAAGAGCUGGGCGCCACAAAGGUGCUCGACACGUCGACCAUUCCCAGCGGCGGCAGUAUCGCAGAGAGCGUGCAGCAGCUGGUCGCGAACCAGCGCAUCUCCAUCGUCAUCGAGACGACGGGCGCCGUCCCCGUCGUGGAGGAUUGCAUGAAGGCGCUGGGCCGACGCGGCCGCUUCAUCCAGCUCGGCGUCCCCAGGCCAGACGCACAAGUCACCCUCCCGGUCGGCGAGUUUUUCAGCUCCAACAAGUCGUACGAGUGCCACUACCUGGGCAACACGACAGGCCAGGCCUGGAUCCCCGUCAUGAUCCAGUGGUGGCGCGAGGGCAAAUUCCCCAUCGAGAAGAUCGUCAAGCAAUUCCCGGCAGAGGAUGCGCUGCAGGCCUUACACGGCAUGGAGGACGGGAGCGUCAUUAAACCUGUUCUCAUCUGGUAG
This is a messenger RNA of Fonsecaea nubica, 1167 nucleotides long. RefSeq lists its product as hypothetical. The transcript has a single exon. The record is from RefSeq and is a predicted model, not a curated record. Gene Ontology annotation, molecular function: oxidoreductase activity; zinc ion binding. NCBI's taxonomy places the organism in Eukaryota, Fungi, Ascomycota, Eurotiomycetes, Chaetothyriales, Herpotrichiellaceae. Bases 1 to 1167 code for a protein of 388 amino acids.